CAGGCAUAGGUCUGCUGCGGUUCAGCCGCUUCCCUGAAUUUCUGAACAGAAGCAGGGAACUUACCUCUUAUCUGUCGUGUCGUGGUGUAUUGCCGGCGAUUGCUGCAGAUCAUCACGGAUUAAAUCUCCUGGAAUCAUGUCACAAGGUAGCGAAUAACGAUACUAGCUUCCCGUUUCGGUUCGGUUUCGCCUCUUCGUCCCUUCGCACAACCGGAAGUGAUUUUGGUUUCAAAUAUUGAUUUUGCAUUUUGCGAUAGUUGGCGCCGUCGUGAUUUAUGAAUAUUAAAUUGAGGAAUCUGCAAAGGCGGUGGAUAACGGAGCAUAAUAAUGAUUAGUGUCCGGUCGGUAGCGGUGGUUGCAGUUUUGCUGCUAUUUUUUAUUCAGCAAAUUCUGGCUUCCGCCGGAGACCAGAGCCAGUUCUUUCAGAAUUGCUUGAAGAUAUGUGUACUGGAAAAUUGCACUAAAUCUGGAUUGGCAUUUAAACGAACCUUUCAAGGUAGCCAAAGUUCGAUCAAUAAACUACUGCUGUGGACCUGCUACGAUGAGUGCGGCUACGAUUGCAUGUGGAAGACGACGAGUGCAUUCCUAAAGCGGAACUGGACCACACCACAGUUCUAUGGGAAAUGGCCGUUCGUUCGAUAUCUCGGUCUGCAGGAACCGGCAUCGGUAUUUUUCUCGAUGACCAACUUCGGAACGCACUAUUCAAUGCUGAAGAAGUUUCGACGGGAGGUUCGACCGGACAGUCCGAUGUAUAGUCUGUGGCACGUCUUCUCGUAUAUUUGCCUAAACGCAUGGAUUUGGUCAACGGUGUUCCACUCGCGGGAUUUUCCCAUAACAGAGCUGUUCGAUUACGCUUUCGCGUACUCGAUGGUUCUGGCAUCUUUCUACUGCAUGGUGAUGCGAAUGAUACACCGAAAGUCCAUGUACCUAAAAGGGUUAUUCAGCUUCGUGUGUAUUGUGUUUUUCAUCAAUCACUUUUCGUACUUGAGUGUUGGACGGUUCGAUUAUGCAUACAAUAUGAAAGCAAAUAUUGUAACAGGAAUGGCCGGAGCAGCCGGUUGGAUUCUGUGGUGUAUGUUGCAGCGUCGCAAGCGCCGUUACGCGUGGAAAUGCUUCCUUUUUAUCGUAUUAGCCACAUCCUCGUUGCUAUUCGAGGUAAACGACUUCCCACCGAUCUUCUGGACGUUCGAUGCCCACGCGAUUUGGCACCUGGUCACGGCACCGCUCACUGUUCUCUUCUACAGCUUCAUAAUUGAUGACUGCAGAAGCCUACGUCAAGAGCUGCAUGAUGAAGCGGAUGACGAUACGCGGAAAUUGCUGUAAAGACUGAAUUUCCGGAAGACAAACCAGUUUAUCCUUUUAGAUGAUAAGUGAUACGUUGUAGUUGGCGAUUUGAAAGACUUGACGUGUAGUUUAUUUGGAAACAUCCGUCAGCUGCCGGACGUUUUAGGGUUCAAUUAAGAACAGCGGACAAUAAGCGAGAGAAUCUUACUCGAAGGUAGCGGGAGUGGAUGAUGUUUUCCAGGAACAACCAAUUAUAUACUAAUUAUGAGAAUGUUUUAAGCAUCGUACUAUUAUUACUCGGUAGAAACUAGUAGAUUUAUAUUUAAAAGCCAAUACAUACAUUCUGGUCAAACCUUUCCGAUUUAUUUUUGAGAAAGGUAGGUUUUAAAAAAAUAUAUAACAAAAAAUAUUUAUAACUAUUUAAAACCAAUAUUGAUGUAAUCUACAAUAGAUAGGUUGGCUUGUACCAUAUAGUCUGUAGGAUAGGUAAUGUGACUUUGGAUGUUGUGCGAUGUAUUAAUUUUUUUGUCUA
Messenger RNA from Ochlerotatus camptorhynchus, 1816 nucleotides. It is a transcript of the gene PGAP3, whose product is annotated as Per1-like protein PGAP3. The coding region runs from base 328 to 1323 and encodes 331 amino acids. The record is from RefSeq and is a predicted model, not a curated record. The transcript is spliced from 4 exons. Lineage: Eukaryota; Metazoa; Arthropoda; Insecta; Diptera; Culicidae. Gene Ontology annotation, cellular component: endoplasmic reticulum membrane. Gene Ontology annotation, biological process: GPI anchor biosynthetic process. Gene Ontology annotation, molecular function: hydrolase activity, acting on ester bonds.